UACCCUCGGUGCGACGUGGAGACAAAAUAGCACCCACAGCAAUAAAAGAUGACAACAGCACAGUUCACUCUGGGAACUUCGGACGCAUUUAUUGGAUCAGAUCAACGAUUCCUGAGCGUAUAAAUACAGAGGAGCAAGACACAGACGUCACAGAUCAGGAUUCCUGAGGUGUCUACUUUUCCGGUCAUCAUGAAGGUCUUUGCAGUGAUCUUUGUUCUGGCAGCUCUGUCUGGCUGCCAUGCCAGGAGCAUGCCCGAGCCCAGGAGCGACCCCUGGGAGGAGGCGCUGGAAAAGUUCAAGGAUUAUUUCACCGACCUGACCUCCAAGUCCGACGCCGUGCUGAAGGACAUCAAGAGCCACGAGAUCACCAGAGAGCUCGACACCCUGAUCCAGGACAGCAUGUCGGAGCUGGCCGUGUACAGACAGGACCUGCAGACCAAGCUGGCUCCGUACACCCAGGAGGCCGCACAGCGUCUGGGCGAUGACCUGGACUGGCUGUCCAAAAAACUCAGUGUCCACAUGAACGAGGGCCGGGAGCAGAUGGAGAAGUACAGCGUGGAGCUGCAGACCAUGAUGGAGCAGAACGCCGACGACGUCCGGGUCAGGGUCUCCGCCUACACCCGCAAGAUGAAGAAACGCCUCAACAAGGACGCACAGGAGAUCAAGAGUCAAGUCGCUGAAUACUUUGAGGAGCUCCAGUCCCGUACCUCAGACAACGUGGGGCAGAUGCAGACCCAGUUCGAGCCCUACUUGGCUAAGGUGCGAGACAACACCCACGCAAAGGUCAUGACCAUGAACGACCUGCUGAUUUCACAGGUAGACAAAAUGUCGAGCAAGAUUCAGGCCGCGGCCGAGGACAUCAAGGACCGUUUGGAGAGCACAGCUGAAGAGAUGAAGAGCACCCUGGAGGAGAAGAUGGAGGAGGUGCGCACCUGGUUCAAGCCCUAUGUCUCCAUGUUCACAGCAUAACCUGUCAUCAGAGAGUCCGGACUGACUGUUGAUGCACAUGUAAAGAGGGAUUAAUAACUGAAGUUGAUAAACUAUGAAAAGAGAAGUGACUGAUGUGUCGUCCAAUAAAAACCAGCUGCUUAAAA
Platichthys flesus (European flounder) is the source of this 1094-nucleotide messenger RNA. RefSeq names its product apolipoprotein Ea (gene apoea). Gene Ontology annotation, cellular component: extracellular region; intermediate-density lipoprotein particle. The coding region runs from base 190 to 969 and encodes 259 amino acids. Gene Ontology annotation, biological process: cholesterol catabolic process; positive regulation of nitric-oxide synthase activity; regulation of amyloid-beta clearance. Lineage: Eukaryota; Metazoa; Chordata; Actinopteri; Pleuronectiformes; Pleuronectidae. The record is from RefSeq and is a predicted model, not a curated record. The transcript is spliced from 5 exons. Gene Ontology annotation, molecular function: lipid binding.